Messenger RNA from Haplochromis burtoni (Burton's mouthbrooder), 1976 nucleotides. RefSeq names its product 5'-AMP-activated protein kinase subunit gamma-1. Lineage: Eukaryota; Metazoa; Chordata; Actinopteri; Cichliformes; Cichlidae. The record is from RefSeq and is a predicted model, not a curated record.
CACAGAGCCGCAGUGACCGGCAGUCAGCAGCUGUUCUGGUUGGAGGACGCUCGUCCAUGCAGGACUUCAUGUGAACACGCUGAGGACAGGCUUGAGUCCCUGCAGGUUUGAGAUGAAGCCACACUGAGUGAUGGUGGUGGUGGGCGGGUGAGAGGCGGGUGAGGCCCGGUGGACGGGAGUGUUUGAGGAGUGUUCCUGCUCGUCUCCUCUGGUCUCAUGGUCCACACUAACGUCCGUGGCUGACUCCGAACUGCAUCACAGACCGCCUCCGUCACCACCCCGGGGCAGCCAAACACUGGUUGAUUUAAUCUGUUGUCCAACAAUUAGCCUGAUCCCCAGAGGACAGAUUGACCUGGAGUUCACUGAGGGUCACGGGUCAACUCGACUCUCGUCCACCUCUGGAACCACUAAACACACACACACACACACGCUAGGGGAAGCAUUAUGUCUAUUAGAUGUCCCCACAAAGAUAUGAAAACACGACUGUGUGUGUGUGUGUGUGUGGAUAACACAGUUGGUCCACAUCCCAGCCAUCCGUUUCCAAUGGCAACCAGUGAGACAGGCUGGUGAGAAAGGCAGUGUGCUGGAGGAAGAGGGGCGAGUGAACCCUGAUCGCCGCCUUGCAGGAUGCCCUCCUCGUGGUGACCUCUGACCUCUGAGCUCCCCUCGGGAAGAGUGUAGUGGUGAACAAUUUUGCUCAGAGGAAGGUGAAGCCGCAUCCGCCUGUGCGGGUGUUGCUGCUUGCCGUUUGUCGCCCUCUAUGACUUCCUGCUCGUGGACUCGAUGACGCUGUAACCUGCAGGACGAGUUUAAAGUUGGGAGACGCAGAUGGAGGCGGAGUUUGAUCUCAGACUCUCAGACCAGCUGAAACCAGAGUUUAUGCUUCAACCGGCUCAGCAGAUGUUUGCUGAUAAUUUCAGCCUGCUCCCUCGUCGCCCUCAUGUUUACCUCCCAAACUGUCCCAUGAUGCAACAGGAGAGGAGGCUGGUCCUCCGUAUGCCAGGCGUCUGAGUUUCCACUUCGCUCUGCAGUUCAGCAGUUCAGCGUUAUCGUCUCUGUGUUGCUGCAGGACCUGAGCGUCUUCACCAUGCCCUUCCUGGACGGAGACCCGGGCCGAGCCGAGAGGGACGGUGGCAGUAAGGGGGAGCCCGUGUGCCACUCUGCCAGCCCCACCAGGAGCUUCUUCCAUCGGUCUCCCUUCAGCCGACCCUCUAGCCCACGCUCCGCCCCCGCCAGGACCUCCAGCUCCAAGACCAGCCCCAGCUCUCCUAAAACCAUCUUCCCCUACCAGCCCGGACCCCCGCAGCUGGACUCACCGCCCAGAUCCCCACGCAGGCUGAGUUUCAGUGGGAUCUUCAGGUCUGCCUCCAGGGAGUCAAACCAUCAACCCUCAUCCUCCCCCGUCAGCAUCAAACUGUUCAGCCGCAACAAGAGAGACAAGGCCAGAAGUACAGUGUCCCACAGUCUGUCCUCCCCUCCUCCCCCUUCUGCUCCUCCGGUCUCUCGUCAGGAGGAGGCGAGUGUUUUCCAUCUGGAGACGUACCUGACGGAGCCGAGGCGUCCGGAGACCAGGAGGCUGCGCUCCUUCUCCUCGCCCCCCGACACCGGCCAGCGAGUCUCUACGUUCUCCUGCGCCUCCUUCACCUCCCUUUCCUCCUCCUCCUGCUGUCAGAAGCCUCCACCGGCCCCGCCUCCUGUGGCAUCUCCUCCUCCUGCUCCCCCUGUUGGGACGCUGGUGGAGGUUGCAGACACCAUGUCGGAGCAGCCGGACCCCGAUGAUGCCGCGUCCGAGGCGUCGGAGAGAGACAUCUACAUGCGCUUCAUGAAGUGCCACAAGUGCUACGACAUCAUCCCCACCAGCUCCAAGCUGGUGGUGUUCGACACCACGCUGCAGGUGAAGAAGGCGUUCUUCGCUCUGGUGGCCAACGGCGUGCGAGCCGCUCCGCUGUGGGAGAGCAAGAAGCAAAGCUUUGUGG